ACCAUAAAAUUUCCAAACCACCCUCCCCUCCUCUGAACCACAGCAUCAGAAUCCGCUCCAACGCAUUCGCGGAUUUCACAUUCCCUUCAAAAGCGAUAUCAGGAGUAAUUUUAGUCUUCUCCAUAGUUUUAGCCCCGAAGAUCUCUGAUACUGUGAUGGCUCUUCGGAUCUCUCUCUCUUCUUCUCCUGCUCCUCGAUGCUCUCCUUCUCCUUCUCCUCCUCUUCCUCCUUCGUCUUCGUCUCUUUGUCUCAAUCCGGCCUUCAAAUGGGCCAGCCGGAGAGCUACGGGAGUGGCCGACUCGGGGUUGUCGAAGGCCGCCGCCGGGCGAGGGGGGAGGGCGCUGAUGGUGAGGUCGUCGAGCCUGGAGACGGAGGCGCCGGCCGUCGGGCAGGUGACUGAUGUCAACAAGGACACCUUCUGGCCUCUUGUGAAGGCCGCCGGCUCCAAGAUCGUCGUUCUUGACAUGUACACCCAAUGGUGUGGUCCUUGUAAGGUGAUCGCUCCUAAGUUUCAAGAAUUGUCUGAGAAGCACCUUGAUGUUGUAUUUCUGAGGCUUGACUGCAAUCAAGAAAAUAGGCCCCUCGCUAAAGAGUUGGGUAUAAGGGUCGUCCCGACCUUCAAGAUUCUCAAGGACAGCAAGGUUGUAAAGGAAGUAACAGGGGCCAAAUUGGAUGAUUUAGUUGCUGCAAUUGAGACAGCAAAGUCAAGCUGAUAUUUUUCAUAUUGAAAUCGGGCCCUCCAGAUAAUCAAAUCUGAGUAUGCUACGGAAGAAUCACUUAGAAAAUUUAUCUGGAAUGGUGUUCCUUGGCUGUAAAGAAUGGGAUAUGCUACUCCUAAUGAUACAGAUAUGAAUAGUACUAAAAUAUGUUCACUUUACAUUUUACUACAGAUUAAGAAUAUGAUGCACCAUCAUUUCUCUCU
Phoenix dactylifera (date palm) is the source of this 922-nucleotide messenger RNA. Its product is annotated as thioredoxin F1, chloroplastic-like. Lineage: Eukaryota; Viridiplantae; Streptophyta; Magnoliopsida; Arecales; Arecaceae. The record is from RefSeq and is a predicted model, not a curated record.